AUGAAGAAGAAACCGGUGCCCCUGGCUUGGAGUGUGACCUUCCGUCCCUUCCAAGGGCGCUUCUUACCGCCUUCAGCCUGGGCUUCUCCUUCCGCGUCUCUGCAGCUCCGGCCGAAGCGUCCUCUCUCGGAUGCGGCCCGGGCGGAAAUGAAGCGAGCAUGCGCAAAUGGAGCCGUGCGAGAAGAGCAUGCGCAGACGGACUCCAAGACUGGCGAGCGUGCGCAGAGGGGGGAAAGAGCAGCCUUGCUUCCCCCCCCCCCCCCCUAUUCUGCGUCUCCGGGUUUGGCCUGGCCCCGCCCCCUCCCCUCCCCUCCCCUCCCCUCCCCUCCGCUGGCUAUAAAAGCGCGUCCCUGUCCAAGGUGCCGCAGUCCGUGCGGCGCCGCCAUGAUGCUGAGCUGGGCCUGGUCGGGAGGCCCCCCGUGGCUGGUGUCUUCGCCUCCGGCCUCGUCGUCCUCCUCGUCGGGGGUCUCGAUGUCGGAGGAGGAGGCGCUGAGCUCGCUGAACGCGCGCCUGGCCGGCUUCCUGGAGCGCGUGCGGGCCGAGGAGGAGCGCGGGCGGGCGCUGGAGGAGGAGGCGGCCGAGCUGCGGGGCCGCGGGGCCGGGCGGCGGGCGCUGGUGGAGCUCUUCGCCCGCGAGGCGCGCGACAUGCGCCAGGCGCUGUCCGACCAGCAGGCCGAGGCCCGCCGCCUCCUCCUCGACCGCGCCCGCCUCAGCCACGAGGCCGAACAGCUCCGCGCGCGCCUCGAGCAGGAGGCCGGCGCCAAGCGGGAGGCCCAGGCCCAGGCCGGCGCCCUCGCCAACGCCGCCCAGCACAGCCGCCGCGCCGCCCAGCAGCUGGGCCUCCAGGCGCGCGCCCUCGAGGAAGAGCGCCAGGCCUGCCUGGCCCAGCACCAGCGCCGCCUCCACCAGGCCAGGCUCCUCCUCCCCAGGGGCGGGGACAAGCCUGGCCACGCCCCGCCCGCCCCAGCCGCAGCAGCAGCAGCAGGCGCCCUCAGCGCCGCCCUCCACGAGCUCCGCGCCCACGUGCUCCACGGCCACGCCCCCCAGGCCCAGCAGCAGGAGCGCUUCCGCGAGCGGCUGGACCAGCUGUCGGAGGUGUCCAAGGUGAGCAUGGAGGCAGUGUGCCGGGCCCAGGAGGAGGUGGCCGAGUCCCGCCGCCAGCUGCAAGCCCGCAGCACGGAGCUGGAGACCCUGCGCAGGAAGAAGGAGACCCUGGAGAGGCAGCGCUUCCACCUGGAAGACCAGCACCAAGGCGACCUCCAGGCCUACCAGGAAACCAUUGCUCAGUUGGAUGAGGAGCUCCAGGGCGCCAAAUGGGAAAUGGCAGCCCAGCUCCGUGAAUACCAGGAGCUGCUGAAUGUCAAGAUGGCUCUGGAUAUCGAGAUUGCCGCUUACAGGAAGCUUCUGGAAGGAGAAGAGUGCCGCCUGGGAUCUGGAGGGGGUUACUUCCCGUUUCCGGAAGGCCUCCCGAGGGGUCUCAUCAAGGUCAAGAGCGAAGAGAAGAUCAAGCUGGUGGAGAAGAUGGAGAAGGAGACUGUGAUUGUGGAAGAGCAGACGGAUGAGAUCCAGGUGACAGAGGAAGUGACCGAGGUGGGAGGAGGAGAGGAAGAAGAAGAAGAGGCUGCUGAGAUGCCACCAAAGAGGACCGAGUCUCCGUCGACAGAGGAAGCCACACCACCCGAGAAGGUGCCUCCAAAGAAGAUGGCGGCCGAGUCUCCGGAGAAACCAAAGGAUGAAGCCAGAUCCCCUCCCAAAGUGAAGUCCCCAACCAAAGAGCCAGCGGCCACCAAAUCUCCCAAGAAGCGGGCCUCCCCGACCAAAGAAGAAGCCAAGUCCCCAACCAAGGAAGGAGAGAAGCCACCAGCCAAGGCCAAGUCUCCAUCCCAGGAGGCCCCAAAGCCAAUGGCGGAGACAUCUCCAUCCAAGGAGGAGAAGGCCAAGACGCCACCAAAGGAGACCAAGGAGGAGAAAGAAGUGCCUACAAAGCCAGAGAGCAAGAAGGGAGAAGCACCGGGACCCGAUGGUCCGACCAAAGAGGUUGAGCAGCAGAAAGAGAAAAAGGAGGAGGAGGGUCAGAAGCAGCAAGCCAAGGCUGAAGAGAAGAAAGAGAAGAGUGAGGAGAACCAGAAGAAGACCUCCAAAGCAGAAGAGCAGAAGACGAAGGAACCCUCUCUCAAGGUCGAGGAGAAGAAAGAGAAGAAUGAGGAGAACCAGAAGAAGGCCUCCAAACCAACGGAGAAGAAAGAGGAAACAGAGGACAAUCAGAAGAAGGCCACCAAAGCAGAAGAGCAGAAGAAGGAACCCUCUAUCAAAGUUGAGGAGAAGAAAGAGAAGAAAGAGGAGAACCAGAAGGCCACCAAACCAAUGCAGGAGAAAAAGAAGGGGCCUUCAGCCAAGGUUGAAGGGAAAAAAGAGAAGAGUGAGGAGAACCAGAAGAAGGCCACCAAACCAGAACCAUCAAUGGAGAAGGAACCUUCAGUCAAGGUUGAAAAGAAAAAGGGUGAGGAAAAGAAAGAGAAGAGUGAGGAUAACCAGAAGAAGGCCUCCAAGCCAGCAGAAGAAAAGAAAGAGAAGAGUGAAGACAACCAGAAGAAGGCCUCCAAACCAGUAGAGGAAAAGAAAGAGAAGAGCGAGGUCAACCAGAAGAAGGCCUCCAAACCAAUAGAGAAGAAAGAGAAAAGUGAAGAGAACCAGAAGGCCUCCAAACCAACAGAGGAGAAUAAAGAAAAGAGUGAGAACCACAAGGCCGCCAAAGCUGAAGAGAAGAAGGACCCUUCUGUCAAGGUUGAGGAGAAGAAAGAGGACCAGAAGGCCAGCAAACCAAUGGAGGAGAAAAAGGAGCCUUCAGCCAAAAUUGAGGAGAAGAAAGACAAGAGUGGGGACAACGAGAAGGCAUCCAUGAAGCCAGAACCAUCAAUGAAGGAGAAGAGCGAAGACAACCAGAAGAAGGCCUCCAAACCAAUGGAGAAGGAGUCUUCAACCAAAGUUGAGCAGAAAGAAGACAACCAGAAGGCCGUCUCCAAACCCACAAAAGAAGUGGAGAAACCAACCAAAAAGCCAGUGGAACCCAAAGAGGCAAAGGCCAAGGAGGAGAAGAAAGACGAGGCAAAGAAGUCACCAGAGAAGCCCAGAAAGGAGACGAGCGCCAAGAAGGCGGAGAAGUCCUCCAACACGGAGCGCAAGGGCCCCGAAAAGGCCAACGGGAAAAACAAGAACGGGAAGUGAGGGGUUUGUGGGGGGUCUCCUCAACGUGGAGGCAUCUCCCUCGGAGACCGGGGGGGGGGGGAGUAUCCUAUUAGCAAUAUGUUUAAUUAGAACGAAAACCUAAUGUUUACGAUGCUUCUGUAGCCGAAUGACGAUUAUAUGCAGAAUGUCACAUUUAACUACGCACUUGAAUUAGAAUUACACGGGAGGGGGGAACGUUAGGGCGAUACUUGACUUGAAUUAAGUGCAUUUAAUUCCCAGGGAGGGGUCGAAACGCAAUAACACGAAUGUUAGGAAAGAGAGAGAGAGAGAGAGAGAGGAGAGGUCGACGUUAGAGAAUCCCAAAAUGCCUUGUCUUCCAUCUUUUGCACACACAUUCAUCCACAUUUGACGAGAAAAGUGAAUGAGUCAGUUCUGGAGAGUAUUAUUCUAUUUGUCUGCUGCUUCUUUUCUUGUAAAAGAGACUGAACCAGUUCUGGGUAUUACCUUGAUUUAUAUUAUUUUUGUAUUAUAUUUAUUUACAUGAUUUAUUGUCUGUUUAUUUACAUGUUGCUUUUUCUUUUUACGAGAAACUUGUAAUGCUAUGAGAAAAGCUAAAUGAGCCAGUUCUGGGUAUUAUCAUAUUACUGUAAUUUAUUGAUAUUAUAUUUAUUUAUAUAUUGUUAUUGUAUUAUGUUUGUUUAUAUGUUGCUUCUUUGAAGAGAUUCAUAAUUUUACUGGAAAAAAUGAAACAAACCAGUUCUGCGUAUUAAUACUAUAUUUUUAUAUUAUAUUUAUUUAUAUGCUGCUUUUUCUUUUACGAGAGACUUGUAAUUUUACAAGAAAAGGCUGAACGAGUCAGUUCUGGGUAUUUAUUUAUGUGCUGCUUUUUCAUGUCUGAAAAAAUGAGCCGGAUCUGGGUAUUUAUGUAUGUAUUAUGAUUGUAUUAUGUUUUUUCCUCUUGUAAAAGAGACUCAGAAUGGCUUUUAGACCCAAUCUGAACGGAGCCACCCCCACUCAGCACUUUAGAAAAAGCUCCGUUUAAAUUUGGACUAAAAUCCGGAGUGGGUUUGGAUCCCUCGUUUCCCAAAAAGAAGCCCUCAGGGAAAAUGUGAUCUUUGGGAACGGGGAGCAGAUUCCGGAUGGUUUGGAACCUCGUGGCCACCGCCAUUUUGCCACCCGCAUUGACACACGAAGCAGAGCUCAGACCGGCACUCCUGGCCAUCCGGACGGUCUCACACACUUGCCUGGUUUGCUUCUGUGCAAUAAGAACAUCCAAUAAAAAUGCUGAACAAGA
Anolis carolinensis (green anole) is the source of this 4480-nucleotide messenger RNA. It is a transcript of the gene nefh, whose product is annotated as neurofilament heavy chain. Lineage: Eukaryota; Metazoa; Chordata; Lepidosauria; Squamata; Anolidae. Gene Ontology annotation, biological process: axon development; intermediate filament bundle assembly. Gene Ontology annotation, cellular component: axon; neurofilament. Gene Ontology annotation, molecular function: structural constituent of postsynaptic intermediate filament cytoskeleton. The record is from RefSeq and is a predicted model, not a curated record. The transcript has 5 exons. Bases 1 to 3225 code for a protein of 1074 amino acids.